AUGGAGGGCGCCGGCGAGCGGGCGCCGCUGCUGGGCGCGCGGCGGGCGGCGGCUGGGGCGUUCGCGGGCCGGCGCGCGGCAUGCGGGGCCGUGCUGCUGACCGAGCUGCUGGAGCGCGCCGCCUUCUACGGCGUCACGUCCAACCUGGUGCUGUUCCUGAACGGCGCGCCCUUCGGCUGGGAGGGCGCUCAGGCCAGCCAGGCGCUGCUGCUCUUCAUGGGCCUCACCUACCUGGGCUCGCCCUUCGGCGGCUGGCUGGCCGACGCGCGGCUCGGCCGGGCGCGCGCCAUCCUGCUCAGCCUGGCGCUCUACCUGCUGGGCAUGCUGGCCUUCCCGCUGCUGGCCGCGCCUGCCGCGCGCGCCGCGCUCUGCGGGACCCCGCGCCCGACGCGGGUGCUCAACUGCUCGGCGCUGCCGGCCAAUGGCAGCGACGCCUGCCCGGACGCCGCCACCCGCCGCUGCGCGCCCGCCACCUUCGCGGGGCUGGUACUCGUGGGCCUGGGUGUGGCCACCGUCAAGGCCAACAUCACGCCCUUUGGCGCGGACCAGGUCAAAGAUCGAGGUCCAGAGGCCACUAGGAGGUUUUUUAAUUGGUUUUAUUGGAGCAUUAACUUGGGAGCGAUCCUUUCACUAGGAGGCAUUGCCUACAUUCAGCAGAACAUGAGCUUUUUCACGGGGUACCUGAUCCCCACGGUCUGCGUUGCCAUUGCAUUCGUGGUCUUCCUCUGUGGCCAGAGUGUUUUCAUCACCAAGCCCCCCGACGGCAGCGCCUUCACGGAUAUGUUCAAGAUACUGACAUACUCGUGCUGUUCCCAGAGGCGCGGUGAGCGCCUCCGCAGCAGUGAAGGCCUUGGAGUCUUUCAGCAACCUUCUAAACAAAGUCUGUUUGAUUCAUGUAAGAUGUCUCGCGGAGGGCCGUUCACAGAGGACAGAGUGGAGGAUGUGAAAGCCCUCGUCAAGAUUGUGCCUGUGUUCGUGGCUCUGAUCCCUUACUGGACAGUGUAUUUCCAGAUGCAGACCACGUACGUUUUACAGAGUCUUCAUCUGAAGAUUCCAGAGAUCUCAAGCAUCACAACCACUCCUCACACGUUCCCAGCGGCCUGGCUCACCAUGUUCGAUGCCGUGCUCAUCCUGGUGCUCAUCCCGCUCAAGGAUAAGCUGGUGGACCCCAUCCUGAAGAGGCAUGGCCUGCUGCCAUCCUCCCUAAAGAGGAUCGCCGUGGGCAUGUUCUUCGUGAUGUGCUCCGCCUUCGCUGCAGGAAUCCUGGAAAGCAAAAGGCUGGACCUUGUUAAAGAGAAAACCAUCAACCAGACCAUCGGCAAAGUGGUGUACCAUGCCGCGGACUUGCCCAUUUGGUGGCAGGUUCCACAGUAUGUGCUGAUCGGCAUCAGCGAGAUAUUUGCAAGCAUAGCAGGUCUGGAGUUCGCCUACUCGGCCGCCCCCAGGUCCAUGCAGAGUGCCAUCAUGGGCCUUUUCUUCUUCUUCUCCGGCGUUGGGUCUUUCGUGGGCUCAGGGCUGUUGGCCCUGGUAUCCCUCAAAGCCAUCGGAUGGAUGAGCAGCCACACCGACUUCGGCAACAUCAACGGCUGCCACCUGAACUACUACUUCUUCCUGCUGGCUGCUGUCCAGGGGGCCACCCUCCUGCUCUUCCUCAUCGUCUCUGUGAAGUAUGACCGGCAGCGAUCCAGAGCAGAUGGGACCCCUGCCAGCGCCCGGGCCUGAUUUGAGAGCCGCUGUGGCCCUGGACUGAGCAUGGGACGGCGGGCAGGCCUGGGUGGGCUUGUGGGCUGGCCACCGGCUUUCUAUGCUCACGUGCCGUCUGCACCCUUCCCUCUGCCCCGCGGGCUGGUGAGUGCCUUCCUGAGCUCUGCCUCCUGGCACCCAGCCCCCGGAGCAGAAGGCAGGUGUAAGCAUGUGGCCCUGUCCCCGAGGGCUCUUGGUCCCCCAGAACAUGCAGACUGAGACCCCGGGGCCUGGGGCCGCUGCGGUGGUGCUGGAGCCCAUUUUCUUACACGUCUACCCCUCCUACAACCCUGUGAGCGCCCUUUUGAAAAACUAAUAGCGUUUACUUCUGAGGAGGGGGUGGGGUCUUUGAGAGCCAGGCCAAGUGCGGGGUGGGGGGUGGGGUUCAUGGAAUCCUGUUCGUGGUUCCUCCCUGAGCCACCGUCCUGCCAUCGCCAGGUCCUUGGCAAGUCGUAGUGCAUAUUUCAUCUGCUGCUUCAAGAAACACUUAUUUCUUAAACUUUUGACGUGACUUGCUUUUAAGCAGGAACAUGUGUCAGUAAUUAUUUAUGGCCACGUGUCCUAUCUCGAGCUGCAGAACAACUUGUGGGGUGUUUUGGAUCCUGCCUAGACAGUCCUAAUCUCUAGUUUUAUUUUGAGUCUGCGUGAGACUGAAGGCUGGUUGUGGGUGGCUGGGGGAGAGCGCUCUUGUGAACAGAAUUAGUGUAACAAAUAAUUAAACAUUCUCCAUGAACUUGAGCUGCGGGGCUGGUGGCCGACUCCUGUGUUGCUGACCUAGCUGGGGUUCUGAGUUUGUCCACUAAGCUAUUCACUGUGUGUCGCUGUGUUUUUGGUAUAAUUUUAUUAUAAAAGCAUCUCAAACGUGA
Molecule: messenger RNA, 2609 nt
Organism: Marmota monax (woodchuck)
Lineage: Eukaryota; Metazoa; Chordata; Mammalia; Rodentia; Sciuridae
Gene: Slc15a4
Product: solute carrier family 15 member 4
Exons: 8
Coding region: 1-1722 (573 amino acids)
Biological process (GO): transmembrane transport; oligopeptide transport; histidine transport
Cellular component (GO): membrane
Molecular function (GO): L-histidine transmembrane transporter activity
Source: RefSeq, a predicted model, not a curated record